This is a messenger RNA of Anopheles gambiae (African malaria mosquito), 1880 nucleotides long. RefSeq names its product zinc finger protein 595. Gene Ontology annotation, molecular function: zinc ion binding. The transcript is spliced from 2 exons. Lineage: Eukaryota; Metazoa; Arthropoda; Insecta; Diptera; Culicidae. The record is from RefSeq and is a predicted model, not a curated record. Bases 311 to 1744 code for a protein of 477 amino acids. Gene Ontology annotation, cellular component: nucleus.
AGAAGUGCUAAUCACUGGAUGUGAGAUUUUCCAAACAUAAACUCUUAGACACCGCAUUUAUUUGAAUAACAUAUAAUUUUAAAUAUAUAAUAACACAUCUUUGCAAUGCAAUCAUUAAAAAGUGAAAAAAAAUAAUUGUGUUGGACCAAGAAAAUGUUUAAAAUGUCCCUUUCCUUCGUCCAUAGUCCAUACUGACAAGACAAUUAAUUGUCAACAACCAAUAGACAUAUGUCCAACAUUAGGUCAAUACCUCAAUAACAUCCACUGUACGGAGAGCGACGCGCAACAAUAGCGUCUUUUUACAGCAAUUAUGGGAAGCAUUUGCUUUUUCCCCAAGUGUGUGCCGAAAAUUCGCGACUUCGUGGUGUUUCCUUUCACUCGUACGCGAGAAUUCGAGAACUGGUGGAUUAAGUCAGGCUGGGUAAAUGCGAUCCCCCUCAGCAAGCUGCCGAGCAAAAUAUUGAUAUGUGAGGAGCACUUCGAAAAGGAUCUCAUCAACAGGCGGUAUAAGGUGCCGAGGCUUGCCCUAGGAGCUUUACCUACGCGCAACGUUGAAUGUCCAGCCAAUACAGCGAAUCCUUCAAGCGAUGGAGCUACACAAAACAAUGCGCAGAACGUGAAGAGAGAAUCCUACUGCCGGUUGUGCGGGCAAGCUCAAACCACCCACAUUUCGAAUGAACCGGAUUUGUUAUUGAAGCUCGAUAAGAUAUUUCAACAUCAGUUACAUCUUUCCGAUUCCUCCAAGCUACCAGUCGGUGUUUGCUAUAGCUGCAAAGAAACGGCCAACGGGAUCCAAGCAUUCUGGAAGACGUGUACCCAAGCGCAGGAAACUUUAAAGGCAAUUUUCAGCAAGCCACGUGUGGCAAAAUGUCCCGAGCCCACGGAGGCAGCUAUUGCAACGAAAUCUAUCCAAGAAAGCAGCAAUCUGGAAGGGGGCAUCUUCGCAACCAAAGAAUCUUUUCCGGCUGAAUGUGAAGAAAUCGUGAUCGACACGACAUCAACGCAGGUCACGGAAGAGCAAUUUGCCAACGAGUACGAGUUUGAAUCGUACUGCGAGGAGCUACCGGCUGGUACUGCGGAGGAGUCCGAAGAAGUUAUCGAACUAACCGAACCCGACAAUCAGCUCAUUUCGGACGACUAUUCGAUUGACUACGGAGACGAUUCCUCUUCUGAAGAGUUUACGGGCAACCUGUCAUCAUCAGACAGGGGCGAGUAUCGUGCUCCAGUUAAAAAGGAUGCCACAACACCAAUUACAGAAACCAAACACAUUUGUGAAGUGUGCGGCAAUGCAUUUAAAUCGCUUAACGGGCUUAAAGCACACCUACUCGUGCACAGUGAGCGUCGCGAUCACCAGUGCACUAUAUGUGGCCACGAGUUUAAGCAGCGUCGGGCGCUGGUGGAGCACAUCGAGUCGAAACACGAGCGCAAAACCUUUCCGUGUAAAAUAUGCGGCAUGCCGUACAGCUGGAAAAAAGGAUUGCAGCGUCACAUGAAUACCCACAAAGGAAACACACUGAAGCAUGUGUGUAAAGUGUGCGGUAAAGCAUUUCCCGUACCUCACAAGCUGAAGCUGCACAUGAUGCUGCACACAGGCGACCGGAUUCACUGUGAAUUCUGCGGCAAGGGAUACAGGUUUAACUACAUGUUGACGCAACACAAAAUACGCGUGCACAAUAUGGUGAUCGAGGGCGUCAAGCUUUAUUCAACACCAAAGCAAAAAAGGUUGGGUGACCGUAAAAAAUGAACUCCAGCGGAAUGGGUAACGAAACAAAUCAAACGAAAACACUUUGAUCGACAAAACGAUACCACCACUCAUCAGUCUUAUCUUCAAACCAGUGCGUUGUUUGAUGAAACGAAAUAUAAUCGUUCAGAAACUAUAA